CCACAGUAACUCACGCGCAGAAGAGAAGAAAACCGUUUGGGCUUUCCCUCUCGUCAAAAGAAAGCGUCAUCGCCGACUCCUACACUCUCACUCCCGAGUCCCGAUCGAGGUAAACCCGGACCCCUCGUGUCGUCUCCUUCUCUAUCCCCCUUCCGUUCGAUAUUUCGAUCACGUCUCGCAUCCAAUCCCUUGGAUCCCAGCAACUUUCAACGGAUUUAUCUCAGAUUUAGGGUUUCUUGCCCCCAAAACCCUAACCCCAAAUCCCUCCUUCGAGAAAACAAGAAACCCUAGAAUUGUCUCUCCGCCCAUUUCCGUGGGCUACUUACAUGCAUGGCGUCUGGGCCUCUGGUUGGGGGCGGCGCCGGCGGUGACGGCUCGUGGGAAAAGCAGCGAUGGGCGGAGAGCAACAAGGUCUACACACGGAAAUCCCACAAGAAGACCCCCAAGCCCACAUCCAAUCCCCGGCCCCCACCCUCCUCCGACCAAGCCCCCACCGCCGCCGCAGCAGCCGACGCCGCCGCCAGCUCUGUCCGCCACCCGCCCCCGCUGCAGCCCCCUGCCCCCUCCUCCGUGGCCUCCGACGAUGACGCUUCCAGCCUUAACCGCCCCCAGCUCCCCGAUGGUGCUCAGCGGAGUCAGCACAACUGCCACAGCCGUAGUGUCACCAUCAGACUCGCCUCCCGUUCUCGGCAGGAGAUCCGGGAGCUCCGCCGCAAACUCACCGCCGAGCUGGACCAGAUCCGUUCACUCUCCCGGAAGAUUGAGGUCCAUGAGGUCCAGCUUGCCUCUGCUGCCGCCGCAGCUUCCUCUGCUCCGGCUGCCGGGUACACCCACUCCCAGCUCUCAGUGACUGACCCAAAGACCCCUAUCUCUAGCAAGACCCCCGGUUCGGCUCCGUUCCGCCGCCAGCUCAGUGUCUCUGUUGCCACCGAUAACAAUCCUAGCGAGGGCGUGGAGAAGGAGAAGCGGACGCCUAAGGCCAACCAGUAUUAUCGGAACUCUGACUUUGUCCUCGGGAAAGAGAAAUUUCCACCAGAGCCUCAUGCCCACAAGAAAUCCAAGGCUAAUGGCGGCAAGAAGCAUAGUUUGGGGGAGCUGGACUACGGCGCUCAAGCUGCUGAAAGUAAGCUGUAUACCCAGGCCUUCAAGAGCUGUGCGGCGCUGCUUUCGAAACUGAUGAAGCACAAGCAUGGGUGGGUCUUCAACAGCCCGGUUGAUGCGAAGGCCCUCGGUCUCCAUGACUACUUCAGCAUCAUCAAACGCCCGAUGGACCUUGGCACCGUUAAGUCCCGUCUCAGCAAGAACUGGUACAAGUCCCCCCGGGAGUUCGCCGAGGAUGUUAGACUCACCUUCCGCAACGCCAUGACGUACAAUCCCGAGGGUCAGGAUGUUCACAUCAUGGCCAAGCAGAUAUCCCAGAUAUUUGAGGAGCGGUGGCCUGCCAUCGAAGCUGAGUUUGCCUACCUUUCCCAGCCACCUGCACCCAAGAAGCCUCCACCGCUUGACACGAGGAUUCUGGAGAGGUCGGAUUCUACCAUUUGCCCCGUGGCAGUAGAUUCGAAGACGAAGCCGGUGAAUUAUGCCCCGCAUGUUGGCCGACCACCUGCCUUGAAGAAGCCGAAGGCAAAGGAUCCACACAAGAGGGAUAUGACAUUUGAAGAGAAGCAGAGGCUGAGCAAUAACCUACAAAAUCUUCCACCACAGAAGCUAGAGAUCAUAGUGCAGAUAAUUAGGAAGAGGAAUUCGUCUGUCAACCAGCAUGAUGAUGAAAUUGAAGUGGAUAUAGAUAGCGUGGAUGUGGAGACACUCUGGGAGCUUGAUAGAUUCGUGACCAAUUACAAAAAGAGUUUGAGCAAGAACAAGAGGAAGGCGGAGCUUGCAGUUCUAGCUAGGCGAGUGCCUGAGCAUAAUACCAGGGAAAUGGUGCAUGAAGGGGUUCCAGAGCCUAUCAUAGUGGAAAUGCCCGACAAAAGUAAGACAGUAGUGGCGGAUGAGAAGUAUGUCGCUACUUCAUCACCAGCUGGAGAAGAAAAGAAGGGGGACAAUGCUAGUAGAUCUAGUAGUUCAAGCAGCUCUAGCAGUGAUUCAGGAUCCUCUUCCAGUGAUUCUGACAGUGAAAGUUCUUCAGCGUAUGGGUCGGAAGCGGCACAUUCACCUAGAACAUGAACAGAUCCUGUGCAGGAGGGGGAAUGGGGAGAGGUGGGCCGUGUGCAUGUACUUGAGUUCGUCUGCGGUUGGUACAUGGGUGUAUGUUGUAUAUGUUCCCAUGCAGUUGCCUGUGGGUAGUGGUGUGCAUGAGUGAAUGGGCUUGAAGUAUGUGAGUUGCUGUUAGUAAUUGCAAUGGAUGUCUGUCUGUGCAUCUUUUGCCAAUUUCAUUUUGUGCCAAUUUUAUCACUGGAAUAUAGUUUUGUAGAAGAUAAAACCUGAUAAAUUAGGUUCUGUUGUUGAUCAUAUUGAUUGGAAGUGUUGGAAUUCAAGUUCUCAAAGAGGGAAUAGAUUUAUUAAUCAGAUUUUGCCAUUUUACUGCUGCUUUAUAUUAUAACCCUAGCCUAUAUAUUAAAUUGAUAGAUCGGCCUGUUUCCUUGCACUACACCAUAGUUAUCUAGUGCGUGCCAUCUGUAUGCAGGCUUGGCACUGGCACAGCACAUGUUAUGCCGGUGCUUGGCUUGCGGUACAUACUGGCUGGAAUGGCAGCAAGUAUCAUCAUGCAUCUGGUAUCGUACUAGUGUUGGUGAGGCAUUGAUGCAGUGCAUAUCGUGUAUAUCAUGCUAACUUGCAGUUAGACUCAUGUGGGGCACUCUUUUAUGCUGGCUUCUUGGAAUUUGAGUAUCUCAAAACUGUAUGUUCUUCAUUAAUUUUGAGUUUUUCUGAUGGUUGGAUUGAAUGGUAAUGUUAGAUCAGAUUGGCAUGCUCUUUCUAGGUGAAUUAGUGUUUGAGGAAACAAUCUCUUUUCAUUAUUCUAGAUAUUUGAAGAAUGCUCAUGGAUAUUUUAUUUUUCGGUUAAAAUUAAUUUGGUUGGCUGAUUCAAAACAUAGUUUUUGCAAAUAAUUUUUUUAGACAUGUACUUAUUGUAGGAGGAUAUUGUAUGAUUAUGUCCAAAUUGUGUCAUUUGAGGCAUUAGUCAAGUUUACUGCAUUACAUGUAUUUUAAGUGAAAUAAAUCAAGCUUGAGACUUUGAAAAAAGCGUUAUGUUUAUUCUAUUUUUGUACUCUUUGUUCUUGGUCAGAAUUGUUUGGUCAGAUAUGGGAAAUAGGGUCAUCUUAGUUCGAUUUUGGGUGUUGGAAGGACAUUUUUCUGUGACUUGGGGUUUUCAGUCUGGUUGGGGAUUUUUUUUUUUUUUUUUUGGGGUGGGUUUGUGGAGGUGUUAGAUGAUGGUAUUGGAGGUUCAAAACUUAAGUAAUAUGAUAUCAAUUAUCCAGUUGUAUUAGAUUGGUGGAGUGGGCAUUGCUUUGGAAAAACAUUACAGUCUUAACUGUGUGAUCCUAUUGAAUAAUUUGCAUCAUUAUAUUCUUUAUGUAAUCAUGUAUCAUGUUUGUUUCCCUGAUCUUGUGUUUACAGAUAGCUACAUUUUGUUUUUGCCGUCUUAGUAGUUUGUUGCCUUGCGGAACCCUCUUAAAGGAGGUAUUGGCAAAGUUGAUCUGGGUAAUUGCAUGUUUGUGAAGGGUAGUUGUGGCUUCUAACAAUAAGAAAUAUGUGAUUUUCUGCUUGGUUGAUUGGGAUGAAUCUAGUGUAGGGAUCUCAGUGUUUUUAUUUCUCAAGAGCAGGUAAGCCA
Molecule: messenger RNA, 3772 nt
Organism: Phoenix dactylifera (date palm)
Lineage: Eukaryota; Viridiplantae; Streptophyta; Magnoliopsida; Arecales; Arecaceae
Product: transcription factor GTE4
Molecular function (GO): protein binding
Source: RefSeq, a predicted model, not a curated record